Microsporum canis CBS 113480 is the source of this 738-nucleotide messenger RNA. RefSeq lists its product as hypothetical. The record is from RefSeq and is a predicted model, not a curated record. The transcript has 4 exons. Gene Ontology annotation, cellular component: mitotic spindle; DASH complex. Gene Ontology annotation, biological process: mitotic cell cycle. The coding region runs from base 1 to 738 and encodes 245 amino acids. Lineage: Eukaryota; Fungi; Ascomycota; Eurotiomycetes; Onygenales; Arthrodermataceae.
AUGGCUACCCCCAUACCUGAAAUGGAUGAUCUACAGCUACAGGAGAAAGAAGAGCCCUGGAAUUCUCGGGCAGAACUAGGCUCGGGAUGGCCAAAGGAGAGUUACCAACAUAACAAUGAUGCGGCACAAGCCGAAGACGACAGAGAGGCAGCUCUGCGGUCAGAGUUGAAAUCAGUACGGGAUAUUAAUGCUGUAAUUCAAGGAGUUGUUGAGAGUCUGGAACGCGCAAAGGGGAAUAUGGAGAGCGUUUCCCGGACAGUAUCCUCUGCAUCCACAUUGCUUGAUACCUGGACUCGAAUCCUUUCUCAGACGGAACAUAACAGACGACUCGUCCUGGAUCCCUCAUGGCACGGUGCUACCCAGGAUAUGGCAGAUAUGGAAACUGAAGCUCGUGAGAGACAGCAGGAGGCAGAACGAAGAGAGCUAGAGUUACAACAACGCAAGCUUGAGCAGGAACGGAAGGCUGAGGAAGAGCAACGGAAGAGGGCUGCACAGACAUCUUCUGCUAACAGGGGAAGACGAGGGAUCGUAAGGCCGUCGACACGGGCUGAACACAGGCUGGACAGACAACCACGCGAGUUCCAACGAGCUCUAGGGGAAUACCUACUGCUAGAAGAGCUGGUACUGACACCGGGAGGAGCUCAGGGAUUGCAAGAGGUCGGGGGAGGUACAUCACGCCAAGCCCGCUUGGGUCUUGAGCUCUUCUGCAUGCUUAAAUUAUCAGUUGACCCGAAGUGA